AUGACAGCCGACAUUGUGGACCGUGAUGGCAAAGGCGAUGUUAUUGCUGACAUCAACUACUUCCCGUCUCUGGGCACCCCAAUACCCACGUCUGCGUGGAAGAAACGGUACCUGGGUGUUGGCGACGACCACACACGGGCUAUGACCAUUCGGGAUCUUCGCUCGACUAUUCAAGACCACAACCUGGAAACCAACGGCUUCAAGUUUCUUAGGCUCACGCCCAGGCAAAGAGUGGACAGCUUGAGUACCGAAGAGACCAUCCGCCGCGAGUACUACCCCGAGUUGGAGCAUCUUGCAAAGAGCUUGACCGGCGCGUCUACCGCUUUCGUGUUCAAUCACGUCGUUCGAGCACACUCAUCACCCUCUGACAAGGGAAUACUCGACUCACAUGGUCGAUGGCAGGACAUACCUGCCGGUCACCCUCAUGUCGAUUAUUGCGGUGACCCUGAUUUCCUCCAAGGCACAGAGCACGAACUCAAUUUGCCAUCACACGUUGCCUCCCUAUACGCUACAAGCUCACGCUACGCUUACCUCGGUGCCUGGCGCCCCCUCAAGAUCGUUUUCAGAGACCCUCUAGCUGUCUGCGAUGCAACAACCGUCCCAAGCUCAGACUACCAGCUACGACUCAGGGAGUUCAGGAGCGGCAUCAAGUCGGGCAACUAUGUGAUGAGCCAUGCCAGAGAAGAGCAACAGCACCAAUGGUACUACAUGUCUGCGAUGAAGCCUGAUGAGAUGCUCAUAUUCAAGGGAUUUGAUACUGAGCAAAGCAAGCCAGGCUGGCGAUGUCCGCACACGGCAUUUCGAUUGCCAGGCAGUGAUCAGGAGCCGCCGCGAGAGAGCAUUGAAGCGCGUAUCGUGUGCUUUUGGAAUUAA
Messenger RNA from Ascochyta rabiei, 873 nucleotides. RefSeq lists its product as uncharacterized. The record is from RefSeq and is a predicted model, not a curated record. The coding region runs from base 1 to 873 and encodes 290 amino acids. Gene Ontology annotation, molecular function: oxidoreductase activity. NCBI's taxonomy places the organism in Eukaryota, Fungi, Ascomycota, Dothideomycetes, Pleosporales, Didymellaceae. The transcript has 2 exons.